AUUCUAAAUUUAAUAUAGACCCGAUGAUUGAGAGAUAUGAUCAAUUGCAAUUCAACUUUCGACUUCACUUUAACGGCGGUGUCAUCGAUGCUAUCGUGGUUCUCGCGAUGUGUCCACCAUCCACAGGGUCGCUCGUUUCGCGGAUCGCACGCUAGAAUAGGGAAGAGCGUGGCCACGUGCCGUGAAGCGCCCUACCUAUCUCGGUCCCGACUUUCCACGAAAUUCGCGGCAGAAAGCCGCGACAAGGAGGACAGAGACAUCGGGCUGAGGGGAAGAAGAAGAAGAGGAAGAAGAAGAGAGAAUAGACCGUCUAACAGGAUCAAUUCGGAGCUCUCCCCGCCUCUCCUUCUCCAUUUCUUUCUCUCUUUCGCGGACGACUCGACGAUGCUGUAUUUAGACCACGGGGGUCGUGGCUGCGCGACCCCAGACGCCGCGACGCCGGCAUUGUGCCCCGACGCUAAUUUUACAAUAGCUGUCUCACACACCGCCAGACGCGCCAACGAGAGGAGCACGUGUGGUGGCUGCAGCAAGUCUCGACGUUCCUCGCAAACGACAACGAAGACGAAGACGACGACGACGACGACUACGACGACUACGACGACGACGACGACGAUGAUGACGACGCUUUGGAAGCUAACUGGUUGAGUCGCGCGCGUUGUCGACAUCGACGUAAAAGAGAGAAAAAAAGAGCGUCUCCGAGCAGACGCACGAAGGAGAAAGAGAGAGAGAGAGAGAGAGAAAGAGAAAGAGCGGAGGUGGUACAGGAUGAGCGCGGCAUCGUCGAGGCGUAAAGUUAAUCGGUGUAACUUUCGAAAGAAGAAGAGAGAAAAGAUUGAGUGACCGAGGAGGGUGGGGUCGGAAAGUAAUAUCGUAUCAGUUCGAUCUCAAAUAUUGUGACUAAAUAUAACGGCACGAUGGAUGCGGAGUAUAAUGCGUAUGCGUGUACACGUAUGUUGCGUGACUUCAAGAUUGCGGCGACUACCAGGUUCUAUUACCUGAGCCCACGGGAAGGCCCGCCUCUCACGUUACUCGUUAGCCCGUGCAGCGGCCCGAUAUCUUGGACGGUCAGUUACGUGGAGCCGCCCGAAAAUGAUCAGGAAGCGGAAGGAGUAAAGUCGCAAACGCGGUGGCCCGUGAAGACUCUGAAGCCGGGCUCGCCUCUCUUCACGUACGUGGGCGCGGACGACCAAAAUUUCACGAUACCAAAGACACGGGCCGGUCUGUACUGGUUCGAGAUCAAGUCCGUGGAGUCCGCGAGCAACGUCUCGACGGAACCUGGCACGGUGCUCCUGUACGCGACGUCCAGCGCCCUGGACUACGUACCAGGUGUGCUGUACGCGAAUGAGAAGGAGCACCGACAUCGCUCGCUGAGAUUUCAGCAGCGGCGCAGUAAACGACGCCUGACGAUAUCCUGGAACAAAAGCCACGUAGAUCCUCAUCUCUCAAACUACUGUUUAGCUGUCACUUCGGGCUCGCAGCCGCACCCGUCGACGCUCUGCGCCGCGCAGAGCGUUCUAAAAGUUCACCCGCACUCGACUUCAAGAAUCGCCUCGAAGGAACAUCAUCAUCGGGGCAUCCCGGAAGGUCUGCACUGCGUGCGACAGACCAAGUUAACGCUUCAUAGGAUGAGAUACGACACUACGUACAACUUUACUUUAUACGUGGUAAACACCCGGAAUAACGUUUCAAAUCGGGUCGCCAUCGACUCAAUCAGAUUCAAAAAGACGCCGGAGCUGACGUUACGUACCGGUCAUUACACUACCGCCAAUCUACGAAAAACAGACGGUUUCGUCAAUUUCCGUUACCGCCCGCCAGACAACACCUCGAGCACCUUUCACAUACUUCCCUGCGGCGGAGGCAUCGUGAAGGCGAAAUUGAGCGGACAAGGAAUAUUGCGGGAAAAAGAGGUGGUUGGAUAUGCCUCAUUACGCGUCCCUCCUCUACCUCCCGGUAAAACGUACACGUUACGUAUAUCGACCACACCGCAGGAACUAGUUCGAGUAUCUACGAUAAAAGUACUAGCCACACAGGAGUCAUCGACCAUUUAUCCGCAAAUACCAUCUAGAAGCCCGCCGCGCGAGUACCGAUCCCUGAGGACCUGCCACGAGGUGACGAUAGGCGUGGAACCGGCCGGCGCCGCGAAGUACUGCAUCCUGGUGAAGGAGCUGCGGAGUUCCUCGUCCUUGACCAGUGUCACGACUGUGCCCGAUCAGUGCGGGCUUCAUCGGCGCAGGCGGUCCGAAUACACGUUCGAGGUGUGCGAGGAGAAGCCUAGCCCUCCGAAGGAUCGCGCGCUGCCGUUCACCUUGAGGAGGCUACAACCCGGCAAGGCCUACCUCCUGCAGAUCACGGCGCAGCUCAAGGGCCAGUCCUUGUCCUAUCCGCUGCUGGGUGUGCGCACGCGACGUUCCUGCGUAACGUAAUCCACGUGAUUCCUGUCAAGCGAGUACUAUAUAAUAGCGACGCGAUGAUAAUCCACCGUCGGUGAGUCCAGGGUCAACUUAUUUUCAUUAAACAUUAAUAAGAAAAGAGACAGCCGUUCGCACGAUAUUUCGAGAAUCGAGGUAUAUCGUGAAUCGUUUAUUUUGAUAACGAUGCUCGAUCUGAAUUACAUAAAUCUAUAUUAAAUAUUAAAGUAGAUGUCACGUUAAAUAUUUAUAUCCUUCAAAAUUGUUCCUUAACAAAAUGUAAGUACAAAUAUGUGCGAUUAUACGUUAUAAAGUUUUUGGUCGAUAAAUAUAUCUUUUUCGUAUUAGUUUAUCUUGCUGUUAAAUUCGAUCGCCAACCAGACGUGAGACAUUGUAACAGGUCAACGAAUAAAUAUAACACGCGUGAGGAAGAAUUGCUUCCGGAUUUCAGGAUUUCGUUCGCAUUUCACGUGGCACAGUCAUCUAGUCUAGAUUUUACGACAAUGUAUGUACAAUCAGCACCCGCGGCAAACGCGGAGCGACCAUAAGAUAUACAUGUACAUCAUCAACGUAUAUUUUGAUAUUUACGUAACACGUGUAUGUACAUUCUUUGCAUAAUUAUAAGCCUUUUUAUACGUACACCUUUAUCCUAAAUAAGUACAUUGAAUAUUUUUGCCACUUUUAUGGCUACCUGUGUAUCUGUGAAUAUAAAUUACACACUCGAAAUCGAGAAGACGAAUAAAUAAAUUUAGACAAGUAAUGACAAGUGAUUGCUCACGCUCAAUAUUAUGUAACGCGUGCAUGAUUUUUAAUAAAAAUCCUUUCUCACUCGA
Messenger RNA from Camponotus floridanus (Florida carpenter ant), 3241 nucleotides. RefSeq names its product protein NDNF (gene nord). NCBI's taxonomy places the organism in Eukaryota, Metazoa, Arthropoda, Insecta, Hymenoptera, Formicidae. The record is from RefSeq and is a predicted model, not a curated record. The transcript has 7 exons. The coding region runs from base 915 to 2423 and encodes 502 amino acids.